UGCUGAUAUGCACAUAUGGAUUAAGAGAAAAAAUAAUGAGAAAGGAGUAUUUUUAGAGAUUCAUGCAGAGAAGAAAGAAAGUUAUACCCAGCUUACGUUGAGAUUUUUGAGAGGGCUUCAUAACGCUCAAGUCUUAAAAUUAAACAGUUCCUUCUUCGAGGCAUUAGGUGGAUCUCCUGAUAUAUUGGAGAGUCAGAAACUUGAGUUUCGUUAUCUACACCUUUUGAAGCUCUCGGUGGGCCUUUCAAGGGACUCCAUGCGUACAAUAUUUUACAUAUUAAAGAUUUCUCCUAAUAUAGAGUCUCUCUACAUGAGAUUAGGACCAGAGGAUUCCCUCGAUAUUUCAGUGCAUCCAUUUUGCGAUAAGGUAAAGUUAAAUUCGGAAAACAUAGGAGGAUUGGCUUUGCCAGACAUGGCAUAUCACCUAAAGUUUGUCGAGAUUAAAUAUCUCAAAGGAAGUGUCAAUGAACUGAAGUUGCUAGCAGAUUUGUUGAAGCAUGCCACGGUCUUGGAGAAAGUGGUAUUGUGCAGCUUUUCUACCAAGGAAGAAUUGAAACAGAAAGAGAAAGAAAUGGAGAAAUUUUACGAGCUGCUUCUAACAUUUCCUAAAGCUUCUACAAAUGUCAUGAUAUCAUACUCAGUUUCUGAGGACACGACUUUUUCCACUGAAUGAUGACUGACCACGAAACGAGACCCUAAAGAUACCAGAUUCCAGAUUUUUAUAGAUGAUAUCUCUUAAUUUCUUUGCCUUAGCUCUGGUAAUUUCUCAAUUACGCCGGUUCAUGUUUCGGUAUACCUUCUGAAGUUCUAGUGCUGUUAGUUUAUUUGUCUAUGCCGAUGUAAAUCAGCAAUUCUAUAAACUGAA
This is a messenger RNA of Papaver somniferum (opium poppy), 865 nucleotides long. RefSeq lists its product as uncharacterized. The coding region runs from base 8 to 673 and encodes 221 amino acids. NCBI's taxonomy places the organism in Eukaryota, Viridiplantae, Streptophyta, Magnoliopsida, Ranunculales, Papaveraceae. The record is from RefSeq and is a predicted model, not a curated record. The transcript has 4 exons.